This is a messenger RNA of Gadus morhua (Atlantic cod), 2451 nucleotides long. RefSeq names its product CTP synthase 1a (gene ctps1a). Gene Ontology annotation, biological process: pyrimidine nucleobase biosynthetic process; CTP biosynthetic process. Gene Ontology annotation, cellular component: cytoplasm; cytoophidium. Gene Ontology annotation, molecular function: CTP synthase activity; identical protein binding. The transcript has 19 exons. Lineage: Eukaryota; Metazoa; Chordata; Actinopteri; Gadiformes; Gadidae. Bases 417 to 2189 code for a protein of 590 amino acids. The record is from RefSeq and is a predicted model, not a curated record.
GUCAAGAUGGCGGUUUCCAUUACGUGGGGUACUUGUAGCUCAAAGCGCAGCGUGAGACGUCGCUGUCUCCAUCACUGCCGGGCGCUAGAAACCCGUGCAUGCCACGACACACGACGCACAGAAUACACCAGUUGUCUGUACGUGAGGGCUGUCCCCUCACGCCAUUUUGCUCCAGUUCCUGUGAAUGGAGAGUAGGCAGAGCUGCGCGCCUCUACGCAUCGCCCUCUCUCUCCCAUUUAUAUCUUUGGUUUGGGCCCACGUGUGUAGUCAAUGUGGAUGUGGAUGCAUCGUAGCAAUUGGUCUACAGUUGAUAAUAUAUAUCUAAAUACAACACGUGUGAACUCUUUGCUGUUCGUUGAAUUACGUCAAUUAAAGUACUGACUCUGGAAGCAGUUAUUUGACUCCAGAGGGCUACGAUGAAGUACAUCCUGGUGACCGGUGGGGUCAUCUCUGGCAUUGGUAAAGGAAUCAUCGCCAGCAGCGUCGGUACGAUCCUCAAGUCCUGCGGCCUGCAUGUGACCGCCAUCAAGAUCGACCCGUACAUCAACAUAGACGCCGGCACUUUCUCCCCAUACGAACACGGUGAAGUGUUUGUGCUGGACGAUGGGGGCGAGGUGGACCUGGACCUGGGCAACUACGAGCGCUUCCUGGACAUCCGGCUGACCAAGGACAACAACCUGACCACCGGCAAGAUCUACCAGUCGGUCAUCAACAAGGAGCGCAAGGGCGACUACCUGGGCAAGACUGUGCAGGUGGUGCCACACAUCACAGACGCCAUCCAGGAGUGGGUGAUGAAACAGGCCAGGGUGCCUGUAGAUGACGACGAGGUGGAGCCUCAAGUCUGUGUGAUUGAGCUGGGAGGGACCGUUGGAGACAUCGAGAGCAUGCCCUUUGUCGAGGCCUUCAGACAGUUCCAGUUCAAGGUGAAGAGGGAGAACUUCUGCAACAUCCACGUCAGCCUCAUACCACAGCCCAGUACGACCGGGGAGCAGAAGACUAAACCCACACAGAACAGCGUCCGGGAGCUGAGGGGCCUGGGCCUGUCUCCUGAUCUGAUCAUGUGUCGCUGUGCGAAUGCUCUUGAAAACGCAGUCAAAGAGAAGAUAUCCAUGUUUUGCCACGUGGAGCCCGAACAGGUGAUCUGCGUGCACGACGUCUCGUCCAUCUACAAAGUGCCCCUGCUGCUUGAGGACCAGGGCGUGGUGGGCUACUUCAGCCGCCGGCUGGACAUGCACAUAGAGGGGCGGCCUCGGAAAAUGCUGGCCAAGUGGAAAGAGAUGUCCAACAGGGCUGACAGACUCCUAGAGCACUGCUCCAUCGCGCUGGUCGGGAAGUACACCAAGUUCUCCGACUCCUACGCCUCCGUGAUCAAAGCUCUGGAGCACUCAGCGCUAGCCAUUAGCCACAAGCUUGACGUCAAGUACGUGGACUCUGCUGAUCUGGAGCCAGGCAUGCUCCAGGAAGACCCGGUGAGGUACCAUGAAGCCUGGCAGAAACUCUGCAGCGCUGAUGGCAUCCUGGUGCCCGGGGGGUUCGGAGUCCGGGGAACGGAGGGCAAGAUGUGCGCCAUCAACUGGGCUCGAAAGCAGAAGAAACCCUUCCUCGGGGUGUGCCUUGGAAUGCAGUUGGCCGUUUGUGAAUUUGCCAGGAAUAUUCUUGGCUGGGAAGAUGCCAACUCCACGGAAUUUGACCCAGAAUCGAAACAUCCAGUGGUGAUUGACAUGCCAGAACACAAUCCAGGGCAAAUGGGUGGGACCAUGAGGCUAGGGAAAAGACGGACCAUUUUCAAGACGACCAACAGUGUAUUACGAAAACUUUAUGGAGACGUGGAAUACGUCGAUGAGAGGCACAGACACCGUUUUGAGGUCAACCCGGAGCUGAUAGGACACUUCGAGGAGAAGGGGCUCCACUUCGUAGGUCAAGAUGUGGAAGGAGAACGAAUGGAGGUCAUAGAACUGGACGAUCAUCCAUACUUUGUUGGCGUCCAGUACCACCCCGAGUUCACCUCCCGCCCAAUCAAGCCUUCCCCCCCCUACUUUGGUCUGCUGUUGGCCUCCGCUGGCAAGCUGCCAGGCUUCCUCCAGAAAGGCUGCCGUCUCUCUCCAAGGGACACAUACAGUGAUAAAAGUGGGAACAGCUCAGACUCGGAGAUAUCAGAAUUAAAAAUGCCAUCUCUUUCACAAGACUAACAUCUCAAACAGUCUUGAAAAACAUGAGGAAGAAACCCAUGAUCUGGAUUAGGACACCACUCCCACGCUCCCGGACCGUGACCAAAGUGGAUGAAAUUGUGCGUUUGUUCCAUGAACAUUGUGCUCUAGACCAAUGACUUGGGUAACCGGCAACAUCUGAACCACGCUUGUGCUAAUGGAAUGACAUUUAUGUAUAUAUUCCUUUUUGUGGUCAAAUUUCAUUUUUUCAUUUCCACAUUAAAAUAGUUUUUAUUAAUCUAAA